AAGAUGAGUUCCACUUAUGGCGAGAAUAUAGAAAGAAAUGAGUUACUAAAGGCUCAAGCUAAUGUGUGGAAUCACGUCUUCAAUUUCAUACAUUCUGCUUGUCUUAAGUGUGCAGUUGAAUUAGGCAUACCAGAUAUUAUUCACAACCAUGUUAUACCCAUCACAGAUCAACAACUUAUUGCUGCUCUACCAAUCAACCCUUCAAAAGCAGAUGGUAUCCACCGGUUAAUGCGCAUAUUGAUUAACUCUGGUUUCUUCAAGAAGGAAAAAAUAAGUCCAAACGAGUUGGAAGAAGGAUAUGUACUUACCACUUCUUCCCAGUUGCUCCUCAAGAGCAAUCCCUUUAGUAUUGUACCAUUUUUGUUUGCGAUGCUUGAUCCAGUCUUAAUGAACCCAUGGCCCCAUCUUAGCGCUUGGUUCCAAAAUGAUGAUCCAACUCCAUUUUUUACAGCACAUGGGAUCACAUUAUGGGACUACACUACCCGUGAACCUAGAUUUAACUAUUUGUUUAAUGAAGCUAUGGCAUGUGAUUCUCAUUUAGUUACAACAACUAUAAUAAAUAAUUAUAAAAAUGUAUUCGAUGGGUUAAAGAAAUUGGUUGAUGUUGGAGGUGGCACUGGAAAUUUUGUUAAAGAUUUGGCUCAUCAGUUUCCAAACUUAGAGUUCACUGUUUUUGAUCUUCCACAUGUAGUUGAUGGCUUCCAAUCCACCCACAACUUGAAAUAUGUUGGAGGAGACAUGUUUGAAGCAAUUCCUCCUACCGAUGGAAUCAUAUUAAAAUGGAUAUUACACGAUUGGAAUGAUGAAGACUGUAAAAAGAUACUUAAACGUUGUAAAGAGUCAAUUACGAAAAGUGAUGAAGGAGGUGGUAAGGUGAUAAUAAUAGAUAUUGUCAUGGAUAAGCAAAAAGAAGAUACAGAGUUCAUCCAAACACAACUCUUGUUUGACAUGGUAAUGAUGGCUGACGUAACUGGAAAGGAGAGAACUGAAAAAGAAUGGGCUAAACUCUUUUUUGUUGUUGGAUUCAGUCACUAUAAGAUUAUUCCCAUACUAGGUACAAGAUCAAUCAUCGAGCUCUAUCUUUAA
Molecule: messenger RNA, 1086 nt
Organism: Carica papaya (papaya)
Lineage: Eukaryota; Viridiplantae; Streptophyta; Magnoliopsida; Brassicales; Caricaceae
Product: trans-resveratrol di-O-methyltransferase-like
Molecular function (GO): protein dimerization activity; O-methyltransferase activity
Source: RefSeq, a predicted model, not a curated record